This is a messenger RNA of Folsomia candida, 852 nucleotides long. RefSeq lists its product as uncharacterized. NCBI's taxonomy places the organism in Eukaryota, Metazoa, Arthropoda, Collembola, Entomobryomorpha, Isotomidae. The record is from RefSeq and is a predicted model, not a curated record. The transcript has 4 exons. Bases 105 to 599 code for a protein of 164 amino acids.
AAGUCUUAAUUUUAUCAGUCUGACUCCAGCCAAGCCAGAAGGAGGUUCUCUGCUCGCUCUCUCGCCAACAUCACUACCUGUUUUUUUCUGGUUAACCCCAAGAAAUGAUUAAAAAUUCUGAAAAAAUGUCGAGAACUUGUUGUUUCGGAUGCUGCACGGUGGGACAUGGAACCCUCACGAUUGGAAUUCUUCACAUUAUCUGCGCCAUCCUCUCCAUGAUCCUGAAUUCCAUUGUGAUCUAUUUCAUGAUCAACUGUCCCAACCAAAUCAUUCGUCAAGAUCCCCGUCGCUACAUCACGUUCAGUUGUAUCCAGAUCUUUAUGGCGAUCGUCUACUUGAUCUUGGCAUGCCUCAUGGUGGAUGGAUAUCGCAUGCGAAAACACCGCUUCAUCAUGCCAUGGUUGGUCUGGAACUAUGUGUCCCUUUGCCUCGGUGCUGCCGCAACUGUGAUCCUGUUCUUACUGAUGGUCGUCGCUGGACAAGUCGGUGCGGGAUUCAUUGUUCUUGCUAUUUGUGGGGUUUACCUGGCAGUGCAGACCUACUUUGUUUACGUGGUGAAAACAUUUGUCGACGGGUUAAAAGGAAGCUUGAUUUAUUAGGUUUUGGACGCAAUACUGGAUGAAAUGGUUAAAAUGGACGGACUUGAUUACUGGAUGAAAUGUUAUAAAUUUGUUUUUUACUUGCUAUGUACUUCUAUACUUCAUAUGCUAAAUUUCUUCUGGGUGGUGGGAUUUCUUUAUUAAAGUUUGGGAAACACGUAAUAUAUGUUAAUUUCAAAAAAUUUAUGUAUACUUUGAAUUGGUAUUGGAGGAUAUGUUCAUUGAGAAAAUAUUGUUUUCAAACUUUUGAAUA